AGGCUGGUGCCGCUGAGUCCGGUGGCUGAAGCCGGCAUGAAGAUCACCAGGCAGAAACAUGCCAAGAAGCACCUCGGCUUUUUCCGCAACAAUUUCGGAGUCCGCGAGCCCUACCAGAUCCUUGUGGACGGCACUUUCUGCCAGGCGGCGCUGCGGGGUCGCAUCCAGCUGCGGGACCAGCUGCCCCGCUACCUCAUGGGAGAGACCCAGCUGUGCACCACGAGAUGUGUGUUAAAGGAGUUAGAAACACUGGGAAAGGAGUUAUAUGGAGCAAAACUGAUUGCACAGAAAUGCCAGGUUCGAAACUGUCCUCAUUUCAAGAGCCCAGUGAGUGGGUCUGAAUGUCUCCUGUGCAUGGUAGAUGAGGGGAACCCUCACCAUUAUUUUGUGGCCACACAGGAUCAGAACUUAUCUGUGAAAGUCAAGAGAACUCCUGGGAUUCCUCUCAUGUUCAUUAUUCAGAACACUAUAGUGUUGGACAAGCCUUCUCCCCGAACAGUGGCCUUUGUGAAGGCAGUGGAGGCAGGCCAGCUGGUCUCAGUGCACGAGAAACAAAGUAUCAAGCAGCUCAAGGAGGAGCAAGGGCUGGUGCGGAACCCAGACCUGAGGAGGAGGAGGAGGAAAAAGAAGGUGGGCGGCCCCAAUCCUCUGAGCUGCCUGAAGAAAAAGAAGAAAACACAGGAUACAAAGUCCCCUGCUCCGGAGAAGAAAAGGAAGAGGAAACGGAUUCGGAAGAGAUCCACCCCAAAAGUGUCUUCUGAGCAGCCUGGUGCAGAGGGCUGAUGUGUGUGGAGAUACUGGGAAGACAGUGGGAACUGACUUCCUGCUCAAACUGGGAAAAUGUGUAUACCAGAGGACUAACUUAUUGUUGUAAAAUAAUACUGCUACAAACACUUUUGCCAAAAUUAAAGACUGGUUAGGUUUGUCA
Messenger RNA from Mus pahari (shrew mouse), 928 nucleotides. RefSeq names its product UTP23 small subunit processome component (gene Utp23). The coding region runs from base 37 to 783 and encodes 248 amino acids. The transcript has 3 exons. The record is from RefSeq and is a predicted model, not a curated record. Gene Ontology annotation, cellular component: small-subunit processome; nucleolus. Gene Ontology annotation, molecular function: small ribosomal subunit rRNA binding. NCBI's taxonomy places the organism in Eukaryota, Metazoa, Chordata, Mammalia, Rodentia, Muridae.